Helianthus annuus (common sunflower) is the source of this 705-nucleotide messenger RNA. RefSeq names its product protein DETOXIFICATION 12-like. Gene Ontology annotation, cellular component: membrane. The transcript has 5 exons. The annotation marks the transcript as partial. Gene Ontology annotation, biological process: transmembrane transport. NCBI's taxonomy places the organism in Eukaryota, Viridiplantae, Streptophyta, Magnoliopsida, Asterales, Asteraceae. Gene Ontology annotation, molecular function: xenobiotic transmembrane transporter activity; antiporter activity. The record is from RefSeq and is a predicted model, not a curated record.
ACAGUGAUUAAUGUUUGUGUGAAUUCGAUUUGUAACGUUUGUAGUCUCGAAUGGUGGUCUUUCGAGUUACUCGUAUUGCUUUCUGGGCUUCUGCCUAAUCCGGAGCUUGAAACUUCAGUUCUUUCCAUUUGUCUCAAUACUAUUGAUACACUCUAUGCAAUCACAUACGGAUUUGCUGCUGCUGUAAGCACAAGAGUCUCGAAUGAACUUGGAGCGGGAAAUCCAAGAGGAGCGCGUGUGGCAGUUAACGCCAUCAUGAUCCUUGCAGUUGUCGAGACAAGUAUAGUCAGCAUGAUUGUAUUUUUCAAUAGGCACAUUUUUGGGUACAUUUUCACAAAUGAAAAAGAAGUUGUUGAUUAUGUGACAAAAAUCACCCCUCUUCUAUGUGUAAACAUCAUAAUGGAUAGUUUACAAGGAAACUUUUCAGGUAUUGCAAGGGGUGUGGGAUGGCAACAUUUAGGGGCGUACGUGAAUCUUGCUGCCUUUUAUUUUGUUGGCAUCCCGGUUGGUGCUUUUUUAGGGUUCUACACCUCACUAAGAGGAGAGGGCUUGUGGAUCGGAAUACUAGUUGGCGUCAUCAUUCAAGUUAUUCUACUUUCAGUUGUUACAUUUUGUACGGAUUAUGAAAAACAGGCAACAAAGGCAAGGGGGAGACUAUUUGAGGAAGAAUGCUCAAGAGAAGAUACAACAAUGUGAAGCCAUAUU